CCGGCUGAUAAGUCAGAGCUGCUUUGUUUACAUCCUACUCUUCAGCCUCUCCUCCUGUCAUCCUCUUCCCCUCCGCUCGAUUUUUGGACAGAGGGGGAAGCCGAGCAGCCGCCUCCGACGGGCGAAAAGGUCAAAGGAAGACGCGAUGGAGAAGCCAGGGACGCCGUCCUCCGAGCAGAGCGACAAGGCCAAGAAAUACGACCGACAGUUGAGGUUAUGGGGCGAUCAUGGGCAAUCUUCUCUUGAGUGUGCCCAUGUUUGUUUGAUCAGUGCCAGUGCAGUCGGAACAGAAACAUUGAAGUCAUUAGUGUUACCUGGAAUUGGAGCCAUUACUAUCAUUGAUGAUGCAAAAGUUAGCCCUAAGGAUAUUGGAAAUAAUUUCUUUGUAGAUGGUGACAGCGUAGGUCGGCCUCGUGGUGAGGUGGCACUCCAGCUUCUACUGGAACUCAACCCCGAUGUGCGAGGGACGUUCGUAGAUCAACCGCUGCAGGAGAUUCUGGAUAACCAGCCAGAUUUCUUUUCACCGUUUUCAGUUGUCAUAGCAACAUGUCUACCGGAAAGUACACUCUUGGCACUGUCCAAAGUUUUAUGGGAAGCCAGCGUGCCUUUAGUAAUCGUUCGGAGUUACGGAAUGAUAGGCUAUUCAUUCGAGAAACAUACCGUUGUGGAAAGUCACCCAGACAACGAAAUGCCAGAUUUAAGACUCGACAGACCUUUCCCAGCAUUGCAGAAGUACAUGGAUAGCCUCGACCUCGAUUCAAUGGACUACAAAGACCACUCACACGUGCCUUACGUCGUCAUUCUGUACAAACACCUUCAACAGUGGAAUGCCGAACAUGGAGAGCCACCCAAAAAUUACAGGGAAAAGAAGGCUUUCAUAGAACUCAUCAAGAAAGGAAUGAGAGAGAAAGAGAACAAUGAAACCGGAAAUUACGAAGAGGCUUGCAAGGCAGUCAACACCUCACGCGUACCCACGACCAUUCCUCACGGGAUACAAUCCAUUUUAAAUGAAGCAGCUCGAUCACGCCGAGCCCCACCACAAAACCCUUCUAGGCUCAUGGCGAGAGCGCACGAAUUCGUUUCCUCAGAGGGUCGGGGCGUUCUCCCAGUAAGGGGCACCAUUCCAGAUAUGACUGCCGAUUCUGAAAAAUAUAUAAAAAUCGUGGAUCUAUAUCGUGAACAAGCAGCCCUGGAUGCUGACUGGGUGUGGAGAAGAGUUCAAGAACUCAGUCAGCAGUUAGGACCUCGUAAAGUCAUGACGACGGAGAUCGACGUCAAAUCAUUUUGUAAAAAUUCACACGGACUCAGAGUCGUCAAAGGGAAAGCUGUGGCGGACGAAUAUAAAGGCUGCAUCAACAUGGGAGACAUAGGUGCGCAGUUAGACAACCCAGAAAGUGAGUUAGUUUGGUAUGUGAUGCUCAGAGCUGUUGACCAGUUCCAUUCUGAGUUUCGGGCAUAUCCAGGAUAUUUUAAUGAUCAAGUGGAGACUGAUAUUGUACGACUAAAGGUAUGCGUCAAUAGGCUUCUAGCUGACUGGGGCUGUGGACCCAUUAUAAAAGACGACUUCAUACACGAGAUGUGUCGGUACGGCGCAGCCGAGGUCCACUCUGUAGCUGCGUACAUUGGCGGCUGUGCAGCGCACGAAGUAAUCAAGCUAGUGACAGGGCAGUACGUACCGAUCAAUAAUACUCACAUUUAUAACGCCAUUACUGCAACAUCGGCAACAUUCACCCUGUGAUCUGAUUCCUUAGCCAUUUGCUAAAUGUUCUUGAUGUAAGACUUAAGUUAUUUUUCAGUCUCUAAAAUAUCAUUCAUCAUGUAACAGUGGUAUAUUGUUCUGUAAAGCAUUGCCUAUUGUACAACAUGCCUGACAAGCUGAAGAAUUCAGUAUAUCACCUCACUUUGCAACGUAAGUGGCUAAAUACUUUAUCUUGACAUAGAUUUCCAGAUUUAUAAUAAACAAGUAGGACUUAAGAUUUGUCGUAAGUUUCCCGUUAUACUUCCUGGAGGUUGUGAGGCUUUGUCACAACCUGUUGCUUUCAGACUUAUCUAGGAUUUUUUGGAUAUUUAUUCAGUUGUGUAUGGAUUUGUUUUUUUCCUCUCUUUUUGUGAAUACAGCAUUUCUUGUUUCAGAUUUUAUAAUAAAAACCAAUUCUUGUU
Messenger RNA from Macrobrachium nipponense, 2160 nucleotides. Its product is annotated as NEDD8-activating enzyme E1 regulatory subunit-like. Gene Ontology annotation, cellular component: cytoplasm. The record is from RefSeq and is a predicted model, not a curated record. Gene Ontology annotation, biological process: protein neddylation. NCBI's taxonomy places the organism in Eukaryota, Metazoa, Arthropoda, Malacostraca, Decapoda, Palaemonidae. Gene Ontology annotation, molecular function: NEDD8 activating enzyme activity.